CUUCCGGCCCGAGGCGGAGCGGCCCUGCGCGGCGGCCGCGGGCAGCGGAGCGGAGGCCUCUGCCGCCAUGUCGACGUCGCUGGGCUCCAACACGUACAACCGGCAGAACUGGGAGGACGCGGACUUCCCUAUUCUGUGCCAGACAUGCCUUGGAGAGAACCCAUAUAUUCGAAUGACCAAAGAGAAAUAUGGGAAAGAAUGCAAGAUCUGUGCCAGGCCUUUCACCGUGUUCCGCUGGUGCCCCGGGGUCCGCAUGCGCUUCAAGAAGACAGAAGUGUGCCAGACCUGCAGCAAGCUGAAGAAUGUCUGUCAGACCUGUCUGCUUGACCUGGAAUAUGGUUUGCCUAUUCAAGUCCGGGAUGCAGGACUCUCCCUUAAGGAUGAGAUGCCUAAGUCUGAUGUCAAUAAAGAGUACUACACCCAGAACAUGGAACGAGAGAUAUCCAACUCUGAUGGCACCAGACCAGUUGGGGCACUAGGAAAAGCUACUUCUACCAGUGACAUGCUGCUGAAGCUGGCUCGGACCACUCCUUACUAUAAACGUAACCGUCCUCACAUCUGUUCCUUCUGGGUGAAAGGAGAGUGCAAGAGAGGAGAAGAGUGUCCCUACAGACACGAGAAACCUACGGACCCUGAUGAUCCUCUGGCUGAUCAGAACAUCAAAGAUCGUUACUAUGGCAUCAAUGAUCCUGUGGCUGAUAAGCUUCUGAAAAGAGCAUCAACCAUGCCUCGCCUAGACCCCCCUGAUGACAAGACUAUCACCACACUCUACGUUGGAGGGCUGGGGGAUACCAUCACUGAGUCAGAUCUCAGAAAUCACUUCUACCAGUUUGGGGAGAUCCGGACCAUCACGGUGGUGCAGAGGCAGCAGUGUGCCUUCAUCCAGUUCGCCACGCGGCAGGCGGCGGAGGUGGCUGCUGAGAAGUCCUUCAACAAGCUCAUUGUCAACGGCCGCAGGCUCAACGUCAAGUGGGGAAGGUCCCAAGCAGCAAGAGGAAAAGAAAAGGACAAGGAAGGGACUACAGAAUCAGGGAUAAAGCUGGAGCCAGUUCCAGGACUUCCUGGAGCUCUCCCACCUCCUCCUGCUGCAGAAGAGGAGGCUUCUGCAAAUUACUUCAAUCUACCUCCGAAUGGCCCUCCUGCCGUGGUUAACAUUGCCUUGCCACCUCCUCCUGGCAUUGCUCCACCACCACCUCCAGGUUUCGGGCCGCACAUGUUCCACGCCAUGGGGCCCCCUCCUCCCUUCAUGAGAGCCCCAGGGCCCAUCCACUACCCCUCUCAAGAUCCCCAGCGGAUGGGUGCCCACGCAGGGAAGCACAGCAGCCCCUAGCACCUCCUGUCUCCUCCUCCUCCUCCUCCUGAAAGUAAAUGUUAUUUUCUAGUUGCCACGGUAGCAGCAUAUGUUGAGCUAGAGAAGCCUUACUCCUCCCUGCUUGCAGAGGCUGGGCCAGCCCAGCUCUGUGUCUCCACUGGCUGAUCCUGUAGUAGUGGAUACAUCCCAGAUCUUUUGUUUAGAGUUGGGUUUGGGGGGUAGGGGGCAGAUAGAAGGGCUGGGGCAGGGGGGGAAUUGUGGAUUGUGUACCAGGAUUACAGAGCUGUCCCUGUAUCCUGUUUGCACACUUUUGAAAUAAACUAUUGGAGAAAAAAACAAACAAACCCAAAAGCCCUUUUCAAGCCCAUUUCAUACCCUCAGUCUGAACACCACUGACAGGGCUCUGGGCAACCUGAUCUAGUUGAGGGUGUCCCUGCUUACUGCAGAGGGGGUUGGAUAAAUGACCCUUAGAGGUCUCUUCCAACCCAAACCAUUCUGUGGUUCUGUGAUUGCUUAAAUGUUUCCAGAGACUGUCAGGUAACUGCUGGCUUUUUAUUCUCGUGAAGUUCUAAAUCAAGACUGAAUCAGAGCUAGAAAAACACCUCGGCAGAUGUGCCAAUCCCAUGGCUUUGCCUUACUCUAGCCACAGAAUUGUCUUUCCUCUUUUUUUCCUCACUUCUUCCUUUAAAAGAAACCUACAGAAGCUUUUUGGAUGCUUUCACUUGUAAUCCUGCAUGUCCUGAGCAAGAUAAGUGUUAGGAGAGGUAGUGCAGGUGUGGCAUUGAGAGACAGGUCAGCAGUUGCCUGUUGUAGCAGUGCCCAUGAGGAUGCAGGGGGGAGGACAUGGGACAGCUGCCAGCUUGUCUAGGGUGUAUUUGGACCAUGACUAGGACUUCAGAGGCCUGUGCAUACAGGGGUGGAUCCCAUUUCAUCCUGCUUAGGUAAGACAUGAAACCUGGGUAAGACAUGAAACUCUGUGCUCCAUCUGUAGUGUUUGCCCUGGCACCUGCUGUUGGGCAAGGUGGUGUGUUCAUGUGGCUGGAGGACUUUAACUUUAUCUGUGUCAGCUCCUUUCAUGCAGUGGAUCUGUGAAUAUCAUUCUGUAAAGCAAAACAUGAUGGGGACCUGUUCUGAAGCUUCUUUUGCUUGUGUUAAAAAAAACAAACCACAUUAAAAUGUCUUGACUUUUUCAA
Messenger RNA from Pogoniulus pusillus (Red-fronted tinkerbird), 2505 nucleotides. It is a transcript of the gene RBM22, whose product is annotated as RNA binding motif protein 22. Gene Ontology annotation, cellular component: Prp19 complex; U2-type catalytic step 1 spliceosome; U2-type catalytic step 2 spliceosome. Gene Ontology annotation, molecular function: pre-mRNA binding; U6 snRNA binding; metal ion binding. The record is from RefSeq and is a predicted model, not a curated record. The transcript is spliced from 11 exons. NCBI's taxonomy places the organism in Eukaryota, Metazoa, Chordata, Aves, Piciformes, Lybiidae. The coding region runs from base 68 to 1330 and encodes 420 amino acids.